CUCAUCGUCAAGCUCCAGCACAUUCAAUGCUGAUUCCCAACCACCGUCGGAGCUAGUGUUCUGUGAUAUCUCGGUUCCGAUCAUUGGAAACGAGACUAUUCCCUUCUCCUUUGAAACCCAAAAAUUGAAGAGACGUCAGGCAUCAUGGACCUUUUCUCCAACGACGCCAACUAUCCCUCCUUUCUCACCGUUGGAAAGAAACCUCUUGUAUGUGUUUUGGGGUGCCCAACCACAUGACACAUGCAGACUCUUGCCAGUUUUGUGCGUCUUUCAUCCAUCAUAUAUUGGAGAUGAGAAUUGUCAGGAAUGAUGGAAUGGAGGACCAGUAUAAUAUUUUGAUAUGAUUUGACAAUCAAGACUCUGCAGAUAAAUUCUACCAGCAUUUUAAUGGAAAACAGUUUAAUUCACUUGAGGAAGAUCUCUGCCAAAUGCUUUUUACAGUGGAUGUUCGGUUCAAUGGUUAUAGUGCCUCUCUUGAUCAUGCAUAGUCUCCCCUUGCAAGCUCAACCGUAUGGCCUUCAUGUCCAGUUUGUCUUGAGAGAUUGGACCAGGACGCGAGUGGAAUCCUCGCAACUGUUUGCAAUCAUUCUUUCCACUGCUCUUGUAUUUCAAAAUUGGCAAAUUCUUCUUGUCCUGUAAGUGAUUCUGAUUGUUUUUGCUCCACACAUUAUCUGGUCAUGUGCUGACAAGCAUGAUAUGCUUUUGCGAGAGUAAUUGUACUGUCAAAUUCCAUUUAGAGAUGAGUUGUUGGGAUUGUAUUUACAAGUUAUUCUGAAUUAUUGUAUUAUGUUUGCUGAUAUUGCCACCAGCAGCCAGAAAAGUCAACAUUUUUUUAAGUCAAACUUCUGAGAAUCUUGGGAUGUGUGUCAUAUGUGGUUUUGUUGGCUGUGGAAGGUAAUAGUUUUCCUUUCCUCCCAAAAGUUGUUUCUUUGUCUUUAUGUUUAUUAGGUGUACGUGCCGUCUGUUAUUUAAAAAAAAAACAAUGGAUGUAGGUAUAAAGGAGGUCAUGCUAUAAUACAUUGGAAAGAAACACAACACUGCUAUUUUCUUGAAUUGGAAACACAGCGUGUCUGGGAUUAUGUUGGUGAUAAUUAUGUUCAUAGAUUAAUUCAAUCCAAAACUGAUGGAAUGCUAGUUGAGUUGGAUGCACAUUGUCAGCAUGUUAAUGAUGGUUGUGGAAGAUGCAAAUGUGAUGAUUAUGGAAUUAGUGAGGCCAUUCUAAACAGAAAAGUUGAAGCUAUUGUUAAUGAAUACAAUGAAUUACUUGCCACUCAACUUGAGAACCAAAAAUUAUAUUUUGAGACUUUGCUGCAAGAAGUCCAAGAAGAAACUGAGAGGGAAGUUUCUGGAGCUGUUCAGAGGGCUGUCACUCAAAAACUACUGAAGUUGCAGGCCAAACUGGAUAGAUGUGUGAAGGAGAAGAAAUUUCUUCAUGAUAUAAGUACUAUGGUAAGUUCUACUCAUCCUUAAGCUUGUAAAACAUGUUGCAUGCUAAUGAUCUCACAGGCAACACAUUUUCAUACUGCAACCAGGUAAACCCCUAGUAUUUAUACAGAUUGUUAGUCAUUAAAAUCUACUAUCUUUCCUUUAAUCACAGAUUUAGGAAGUAACAAACACUUACCUUUGCUGUACACAAAAACUGAUCUUGAAGAACUCCUAUAGCUUCUUCAAUUUCCUGUGUUCUGCUGCCCAGCAGAACUUCCCACCUUUUCUUUUCCUCUAUCAGCUGAAGAGCACAUGCAAAAAUGAUGGCAAUCAUAGAAGCAGGGAAUGCAGUGGAGCAUAUGCCAAUCUCUGAUGAAUUAAGGAUGCAACGGCCUUGCCAGUAUUCCCUGGGUCUUCUUCAAGAAAGGAGAUAAAGGGUCUAAUAAGUCAAAGAACCUGGUAGGAAUGGAUGAUGGAUUAUUCUCUCUCUCUCUUUCUCUCUCUCUCUCUCUCUCUCUCUCUCUCUCUCUAUAUAUAUACAUAUAUAUAUAUUCCUUUUUCCUCUUUUUUUUUCUUCUCCCUUGAUAGUUGGGGGGUUCUUAUGGAUCAGAGCCAAUGUUAUUGUAGUUAUAGGGACAUAAUUACGUUGAAUUCUCAGUAAAUUUUGAAGAUUACCUGGGGAGCACCCGUUUUUUUUCCAAUUUAUCCCUGGAAAAGUGCUUAUACAAUUUAGGAGAGGGAUUUAGAAGUAAGGAAUCCUGGACAUAUACUAUUUGUCCAGAAUUAUUGUAUCCUCCUUUCUUAUAUCCAAUUAUACUGGGAAAAUGGAAUGUUUGAGAACAUGAUUUUUAUAAAGUGUAUUUGAAUUU
Messenger RNA from Rubroshorea leprosula, 2294 nucleotides. The record is from the annotation of a GenBank genome assembly. NCBI's taxonomy places the organism in Eukaryota, Viridiplantae, Streptophyta, Magnoliopsida, Malvales, Dipterocarpaceae.